AUGGAUACGCUCCCGCCCAACCUUGAUCAGGUCCCCGCCCUUCCGCCGCCACCUGGCGAGACGUGGAACCUCGACAGUGGUCGCGCGCCCUCGCAGACGGCCAUCAUGGCGGUCGCUGGUAUCUUCCUACCUUUGAUGCUGCUGGCGGUUAUUACAAGGGUUUAUGUGCGCACGCGUAUCAUCAAGAUAUGGGGCAUUGAGGAUACAAUCUGCAUUCUUGCAGCCUGCGGUUCCAUCGCGAAUAUUGGAAUGUACCUCAAUGCUGUAUCUCUCGGCAUGGGGAAGCAUUCCUGGAACGUCCCCAUCACAGUCGUCAUGAGCGCCACGAAUCUACGAGUCCUCUCCCCAAACGUAACCUACCUCUUCGCCGUGUGUUUCGCCAAACUCUCCAUCCUCUUCCUCUACCGGCGCCUCUUCCCCGUCCACCGCGAGAAGAUCUUCAUCUGGAUCGGGAUAAUCAUGAACAUCGUCCUGUCGACCACCUUCAUGGCCCUGUCAAUCGCCAACCUCAUCGAAUGCAUCAAGUUUACAUCGGGCGUCACGGCCUUUUGCAGAUUCGUCCACGAGGAAAUGGUUCUCUGGGUCACGGCGUCGAAUGUCUUUACAGACUUUUAUAUUGCCAUCCUCCCGAUUCCGCGCGUGCUGAAUCUGCAAACGUCGAAGAGGCGGAAGUUUGGACUGUGUCUCACGUUUGCAAGUGGGCUUUGUGCCUGCGGCGCCAGCGUCGCCCGCCUCGUCCACACAUGCAGAAACCUGUACAACCCCGACGCAUUCUGGGCCUCAGCCGACCUUGCAAUCUACUCAAUAAUCGAAGUCAAUAUCGGCAUCAUCGUCGCGUGCGUCUGUACAUUCCCCGUCUUCUUCCGCACCCUCCGCGACUCGCCCUUGUCCAAGGCCUUCAGCUCCUCCGUGCGCUCGCUCCUCGGUUCCCCGCGCCGGGGCUCCAAGUCCGACGAGUCGGGAGGAAGUGUGCCGUUGAAUGAUAAACAGCGCCCGGCUGUUCUGGUCAACUCGAUUUCGUCGGGUGAGAGCAAUGGGCGCGAGAUGAGGAAGUUUGAUCCCCGCGGGUCGCUUAUUGGGGCUGAGGUUGGGUAUCGGGUUGAUGUUCAUCAGGAGGUUUGA
Molecule: messenger RNA, 1122 nt
Organism: Aspergillus calidoustus
Lineage: Eukaryota; Fungi; Ascomycota; Eurotiomycetes; Eurotiales; Aspergillaceae
Source: the annotation of a GenBank genome assembly